AUGUCUGAUCUCGACGACGAGCUCCUCGCCCUUGCUGGCGGUGAUUCCGACGACGAUGGCUCCGUCAGCCGUGGACGUGGUGGAUCUGAUUCGCCCCGUCCUGCCAAGAAGGAGUCUGGCAAGUUGGCAAAGACGAAACGAAGAUCGAGGGCUGAUGAUUCAGAAGAGGAAGGUGAAGCGUCAUCGAAUCCCUCAUCACCGAACUCUUUGGCAUCAGCUGCCAUGGAUGAAUCCGAUUCGGACGCAGAGCCGACACCAAGACGCGGCGGAACCGACGAGGAUGACAAGUAUCCGGUUGACGGCAUGUUCAUAAGCGAGGCGGAGAAGGCGGAAAUCAUGGCCCUGCGAGAAGUUGAACGAGAACAAAUCCUAGAAGAGCGUGCCACCGAAAUUGAACGUCAACGCCAACGACGUCUCCUACGGCAGAUGGUGGAGGAUGUGGAAUCCAAGAACGCCAAGAAGAAGCGCAGUGCCGACACUGCAGAACUAGAUGACAGCCAGCGAAAGCCCUCGCGGCAACGCACGGACAAGGCGGAGACGGCGAUGGAUUCCCUUCGACGGGCUCGAGCUGAAAAGGCGAAGCGGAGGGAAGACCAGUCGCACGGGCGCGAUUAUUCACCAGCACGGCGGGAUUCGGAUCACGAGGCGAGCGACGGCGAUCUUGGUCGGGUCAGGCUGCGAUCGAGAUCGCGAUCGCGAACUCCCGAGAAGGAGCCCGAAGAGGAGGCGCCACCACCAGAGCUGAAGGAUUUUGAGCGAUUAAGACUGGGUCGCAAUGAGUUUGCCCAGGUCUGCUUUACACCUGGGUUCGAGCCGGCUAUUACGGGCUGCUAUAUUCGCAUUGCCUUGGGGCCGCAUCCCGAGACUGGGAUUGAGCAGUACCGGAUGGCAGUCAUCAAAGGCUUCACUACCAGUCGACCGUAUGCCCUAAACGGGCCCAACGGGCCAUUCGUCACGGACCAGUACGUCAAGGCAUCACACGGCAAGGCCACCAAGGACUUUCCCUUUAUCGCUGCAUCAAGCGGCAAGUUUUCCGAGAACGAGCUCAACCGCUACCGAGUGACUUGCAAUAACGAAAACGUCAAGCUCCCCACAAAGGCGUAUCUGACGGACAAGAUUGACGAGAUCAACAGCCUGAUCAGUCACAAGUGGACGGGCGAAGAGAUCAAGGCCCGGCUGGCACGAAGAAACGAACUCAAGCGCCGGUUCGACCCCGCCGAACGCGAGCGAAUCGCCAGGCUCCUGGACGACGCAGUAGCGCGAGGGGAGGAGAGCAAGGCGCAAGCGCUGCAGGAGGAACUGGAAAAGCUAGGCAGCCAACGCCUGGCUUUCCGAACGACGCUGGGGGCGUCGAGGGACGCGGGCGGCGCGGCCAGAGGCACGUCGGAGCAGGAUCGCCUGGCAGAGCGGAACCGGGAAAACAGGCGCAUGAACGCGGAGCUGGUGCGCAAAGCGCAGCUCAAGGAGAAGGCCAGGGCGCGGGAGAUUGAGAUGGCCCUCAAGCGGGGCGAGCAAGUGGCCGACGACCCUUCGCGCCGGCUGCGCACCAAGGCCAAGUUUGUGCACAACGUCAACGAGGCGUCGCAGAAGCCGUCGGCCAACGGCAGCGAGGCGAGCACCCCGGCCAACGGCACGCCCAGGGUGGCGGCCACGAGGCCCGAGAUGCAGUCGCACCUGGCCAAGCUGCAGGAGAAGAACUACAAGGAGGUGAACGGGGUGCCGACGAUCCACAAGCCCCUGAUGGAUGACGAUGUCAUUGGGGCGCUGGACCUGGAUAUCGACGUGGAGAUUUAG
Molecule: messenger RNA, 1794 nt
Organism: Ustilaginoidea virens
Lineage: Eukaryota; Fungi; Ascomycota; Sordariomycetes; Hypocreales; Clavicipitaceae
Exons: 4
Coding region: 1-1794 (597 amino acids)
Cellular component (GO): Cdc73/Paf1 complex
Molecular function (GO): RNA polymerase II C-terminal domain phosphoserine binding; DNA binding
Source: RefSeq, a predicted model, not a curated record